Achroia grisella is the source of this 664-nucleotide messenger RNA. RefSeq names its product pterin-4-alpha-carbinolamine dehydratase-like (gene Pcd). The transcript has 3 exons. Gene Ontology annotation, molecular function: 4-alpha-hydroxytetrahydrobiopterin dehydratase activity. NCBI's taxonomy places the organism in Eukaryota, Metazoa, Arthropoda, Insecta, Lepidoptera, Pyralidae. Bases 1 to 453 code for a protein of 150 amino acids. The record is from RefSeq and is a predicted model, not a curated record. Gene Ontology annotation, biological process: tetrahydrobiopterin biosynthetic process.
AUGUCAUUCAGAAAAACUUUGUUUAAGGCGGGUUCGAUAGCGAUACACUUUCACCCCACAGGGUCGGCGGCGACGCUACAAACUCGUACUGCAAUCAAUGUUACUUCAUUCGCCGCAUUUGCCAGCGUGUCUGCAGCUUCGCCUAUUAAGAGGAAAAUGGCAGAUAAACUAAAUGGUGAAGAACGGGAUAGCUUGCUUCAACCAUUACUUCAAUCAGGAUGGAAGGUCCAAGACAAGCGAGAUGCAAUAGAGAAAGAGUUUAAGUUUAAAGACUUUAAUGAAGCAUUUAGUUUUAUGACCAGAGUGGCUCUGAUAGCUGAGAAAAUGGACCAUCAUCCCGAAUGGUUCAAUGUUUAUAAUAAAUUACAGGUAACACUGGCAUCUCAUGAUGUGAAUGGUCUCAGUAAACGGGAUGUAAAGAUGGCUACUUUUAUGGAUAAAAUAUACAAAUGAAACAUUGGUACAAGCAUAUUAAUUAAGACGUAAUUGUGACAAUAUUACUAUCCUUAUGUGAUUAUUUGUAUAUUGUGUAGUUCUAUUAUAAAUUACAUUAUGUUUUGUUAAAAGCACAGUAAUAUAUUUGUUAAGACUUAUUGGUUAAGAUGUUGUUGUUUUUAUAAAACUCAAAACUUUAUAGUAGAUAAAUAGAAAAUAUAUGGCUAAU